GAGACCCACACCACGGUCCUCUGUCCAAGGCUCUUUUCGAGCUACCGCGUACGGUGAGCUAGGGGCAAGAGCACCAGUCAUGAAGAGCCCUGCCGUUUCGGCAAAGAAGCGCCAUGGCGGCGGCGCGGGGUUCGGGCUUGGGUGCGGUUGCAAGGACGCGAAGAGCGUGUCGGUGUCCGCGUCCCCGUUUCUGUCCGCGACGACAGGGACGUCGACGACGACGGGGACGCGUCGCGGGGGCACCUGGAGGAACCCGUCGGCGUCGACGACGACGGACACCCUGACCCUGACAUCUGCCUCGUCGUGCUCCCUUUGGGAGGAUGCCGUGGCGGAGUUGGGCUACAAGGACGGUGGCUGCCGGCUGCAGGAGAGCUCCGUCCCCACGCCGAGCUUCUCCGGCCUGCUGCGCGAGCUCAGCGAGCUCGAGCAGAGCGUCGCGUCGUGGGGGCGGAAGGGCCACCACCACGAGGAGAAGCACUCGCCGUCGCCGCCGCCAAUGCAGCAGGAGCACAGGAGAGCGAAGGGCGACUUCAGAAGCGCCAAAGAGGACCGCUUCGGAGUCGACGGAGACGGCGGCGUGGGGCUCGAUGGGAGCGUGGCUGUGGUGAAGCAGUCAGACGACCCGCUCGGCGACUUCCGGCGGUCGAUGCUGCAGAUGAUCGUGGAGAACGGGAUCGUCGCCGGCGAGGACCUGCGCGAGAUGCUCCGUCGCUUCCUCGCCCUCAACGCGCCGCACCACCACGAUGCCAUCCUCCGGGCCUUCGCCGAGAUCUGGGACGACGUAUUCGCCGCCGCCUCCCACGACGCCACUCCCAGCCGGGCCCCCGUUUCCCGCCGCGAACCGGGCAGGCCGCCCGUGCCCAGGACGCCACCACGCCGCCACCGCUCGCCACCGGCAUGGCGCGUGUAAGGCGUACGCGUCGCAUAUGUACAUUGUCUUUAUUACCGGGCAAUUUACGUUACUUGGAGCCACAACAUACUAUGUCAGAUUAUCAGUUCAUUCCAUUCCAUUUCCGCGCGAAAAAAAGCACGAAAAUUUGCUAGCUGUGUGUACCGGUGAACAUGCUAGAUCCUGUACUGUUUGUGGAACUAAUCAUGACGCGUCCUGGUAAAUAGAGAAAGGUCGUGAAAACGUUGCUUUUUUGGUUUUGGAAUUUGGAUCGAUGGGGACGGACGCCAUGGACGUGAAAGAAGGCCGUGCUAGGAAUGGCAAUUGGGUUUCGUUUCCUGUAAAUCGUGUCGGUCCCCAUCCUAUCUCCUGCUAUAUCAUGAUA
This is a messenger RNA of Phragmites australis (common reed), 1274 nucleotides long. RefSeq names its product transcription repressor OFP8-like. The transcript has a single exon. Bases 80 to 910 code for a protein of 276 amino acids. Gene Ontology annotation, biological process: negative regulation of DNA-templated transcription. The record is from RefSeq and is a predicted model, not a curated record. Lineage: Eukaryota; Viridiplantae; Streptophyta; Magnoliopsida; Poales; Poaceae.